UCCAUCCCUGCCUGUGUGGGGUCCCUGUGGCUGCUUUCAAGCCCACACCAUGGCUCCCAACCUGGGCACUUAAGGGUUUUCACUGCAUACAUUGCUUCUGAGCCAGCUGCUGUCUUCAGACUUGUCUUCUCCCCGCUGCCUCACAGCUCAGAGUUGAGCUGGCCUCAUGCUGAAAAUGCAGAGCACGCCCAACUACCUCUGGAACAUGGACGAUGUGCUGGGCCAAGGGGCUACAGCCAGCGUGUACAAAGCCCGCAGUAAGAGAUCAGGGGAGCUGGUUGCUGUGAAGGUCUUUAAUAAUGCCAGCUACCUGAGACCACAGGAGGUGCAGAUGAGAGAGUUUGAGGUGCUGAGGAAAUUAAACCAUAAGAACAUCGUCAAACUGUUUGCAGUUGAAGAGACUACCCAGGGAAACAGCAAGCAGAAGGUGCUGGUGAUGGAGUACUGCUCACGUGGGAGCUUGCUGAGUGUGUUAGAAGAUCCAGAGAACUCCUUUGGCUUGUCUGAGUCAGAAUUCCUCAUCGUGUUGCAUUGUGUUGUGGCCGGCAUGAACCACCUUCGUGAGAACAGCAUUGUCCAUAGAGACAUCAAACCAGGAAACAUCAUGCGGCUGGUGGGGGAAGACGGGCAGAGCAUCUAUAAGCUCACGGAUUUUGGGGCCGCUCGAGAGCUGGACGAUGACGAGAAGUUUGUGUCCGUCUACGGGACAGAGGAAUAUCUUCACCCGGACAUGUACGAGCGAGCAGUUCUGAGAAAACCCCAGCAAAAGGCUUAUGGGGUGACUGUAGAUCUGUGGAGCAUUGGGGUAACCUUUUACCAUGCUGCUACGGGCAAUCUCCCAUUUAUCCCCUUCGGCGGACCUCGCAGGAAUAAAGAAAUCAUGUAUAAAAUAACGACCGAGAAACCCGCUGGAGCUAUCGCAGGUGUCCAGAGGCAGGAGAACGGGCCCAUUGAGUGGCGCUACGAGCUGCCCAUCACCUGCCAACUGUCUGUGGGGCUGAAGAGCCAGCUCAUCCCCAUUCUGGCUAACAUUCUGGAAGUUGAUCAGGAAAAAUGCUGGGGCUUUGAUCAGUUUUUUGCUGAAACCACUGACAUCCUGCACAGGAUAGUGGUCCACGUCUUCUCCUUGCAGCAAGCUACCAUGCACCGGGUCUACAUCCAUGCCUACAACACUACCACCAUAUUUUUAGAAGCUGUCUUCACACAGACAAAUAUAGCCCCUCACCAUCAAGAAUAUUUUUUUGAAGGUCACCCGUAUCAAUUGGAACCCAGCCUGCAAGCUCACAAUUUCUCCAGAACCACAGAAAAUAGCCCACUGACCUUGCUGAGCAGUGUACCGGAGGAACCCGUGGGAGUGAGAUUCAGAGAUCCGUCACUUGAGUUUCCAAAGUUUGUCCCAAAGGUUGAUGUCCUAGCUGACUGCAGCAUGGCAAAGGGUGUCCUGAGUGCCGUUCACCAGACACUGAAGAUCUCUCGGUCACUUUUGAAAUGUCAAGAGUUUAUUCUGAGAGGUCUUUACUGGGUGAUUGAGAGCCUGAAAGCCAAGUGCUCCCGUGUUGUGGAGAGAAGGGAAGCGGCCGUUUCGAUGCUGAGCUGCUUGCAGCAUACCGAGCUGAAGGCCUUCGUGUUGUAUGAUUCUGUUUCUGGAGGCAACAGUAGUCCAGAGCUGAAGGAUCUGGCUGAGGUGAAAACAAGGCUGCAGACUGUCACUGAAGACCUCACCAGAUGUUCCCACAGCAUCUCCGAACAUAAAGGGACAUUGGACUCUCUUUUGUCUGAGUUGGUAAAGCACAGGAAACAGGCACAUGAAAAUAGCAUCCGGCAGAUGGAGUGCUGCCUCGAGAAGAUGCAGCUCAUAUACAAGCAAUUCAAGAAGACCCGGAUGAGUCCGCGGCUAGCCUACAAUGAGGAACAAAUACACAAGCUGGAUAAGAUGAAUUUAGGGCAUUUGGCCAAAAAGGUCUUGUCAAUUUUCCAGGAGAACUGCGUACAGAAAUAUCAAGCUAUGCUGGCCAUCCAUGGGAACAUAACGAGGGACGUUUGGGAGAUGAGAGAGCAUUUGAAGAAACUCAGCAACUCUAUAGCCGCUUGUAAUGUGGAGAUGAUGGGAUGCCAGGAGUGCCUCCAUAAUGCUUUGGACAGAUUACCUCAGAGAAUCCUGCGGGAGAAACCAAAUUUGGCCCAGGUCUCUUCUGCACCCCCACCAAUUUACAUGAAUCUAGUCGAUCAGGAGAUGGUACUUAGAAUGAAGGAACUUCGAGAGCAAAUGAAACUGGUAGCGAAUGACCUCCAGAGCAACAACAGCAUCAUUGAGCGGUUAAGUGGGGUUGCGUCCGCUCCAGAUGUUUGAGGGAGAUGUGAUGGAUUUGGAGCUGAUGAAAUAGUGUUUUGUUUUUUGUUUUUAAAUUAUAUCUCGCACUUUGGGUCAAGAUCAAUGGAGAACUUUAGCUCAAAGACAUCACCUUGUCCUACCUCUCUGCUCCAGCACUUUGGCACAGUUCACCAGCAUUAGCCUUACCUGGGCUGCAAACCUCAAGUGCUUGAAUACUGGCAGUGUCCCUAAUGUUGUUCAGAUGUUACCCUGUUUGGGUUUCCUUUGACAAAAUGGAUUGUUUCCAGUAUUUUACAUUUCUUUCUUGUUCCCAUCGAAUUGCUGACUUCAUCCUGUAUCAAGGAGGCCAUGCUCUGUUAGAUGAAAUGGGUUAGAUUAAAUCAGCAUCUUUAAGCCACUUUACAUCUCUCCCACCCAUGGAAUACAAGCAGAAGUCUCUGUAAUUUGUGACUCCAGCAUAAAGAUGAUUUUUCCAUUGCAUGAUCUCCUGGGUUCUUUAUCCUUGUCAAUUUUGAUCAUCACGGGUCCUUUCCAGUGUGAGCCGUGUGCAGGAAGGAUAGUGGACUCAAUGGACCAAAGAUCUGUUCCAGUAUGGAAAUAUUCCCACUUCCAACUGGGAGAAGGUGGAAUAUGG
Messenger RNA from Terrapene triunguis (Three-toed box turtle), 2966 nucleotides. RefSeq names its product inhibitor of nuclear factor kappa-B kinase subunit epsilon. The record is from RefSeq and is a predicted model, not a curated record. Lineage: Eukaryota; Metazoa; Chordata; Testudines; Emydidae. The transcript is spliced from 21 exons. Gene Ontology annotation, cellular component: cytoplasm. Gene Ontology annotation, molecular function: ATP binding; protein serine/threonine kinase activity. Gene Ontology annotation, biological process: peptidyl-serine phosphorylation. The coding region runs from base 167 to 2350 and encodes 727 amino acids.